UUCACCAGCCUCUCCGCCUCCCCCUCGCCAGCACCGUCGCUGUCUGGCUCAACACUGCGGCUGCACCCAGGAAGCUCCCGGUAACCGCGCACACUCCGCUGUUUUGCUGCUGGUUCAGUACCAUGAAGGCCAUUAUUCAGAGGGUCGCAAAGGCCAGUGUGACAGUGGGCGAGGAGCAAAUCAGCUCAAUAGGACGAGGACUGUGUGUACUAUUGGGCAUCUCUGUAGAGGACACCCAGAAGGACAUGGAAUACAUGGUUCGCAAGAUCCUGAACUUGAGGUUAUUUGAAGAUGAAAACGGGAAGCAUUGGUGUAAGAGCGUGAUGGACAAGCAGUACGAGAUCCUCUUCGUCAGUCAGUUCACACUGCAGUGCAUCCUGAAGGGUAACAAGCCCGACUUCCACUUGGCAAUGGGAGCCGAGCAGUCGGAGACCUUCUACAGCGGCUUCUUGCAACACGCCAGGAAGGCCUACAGGCCAGAGCUCGUUAAAGAUGGUAAGUUUGGAGCCUACAUGCAAGUGCACAUACAGAAUGACGGUCCAGUCACCAUUGAGUUGGAGUCACCUACAGGUCCUUCUGAUCCAAGGCAGUUAACAAAACUGGAAAAGCAGCAGCAAAGAAAGGAAAAGACAAGAACUAAAGUACCUUCGGAAUACACCAAGGAGAAAAGUGCCUCACGCAGCAAAGAUGACCCCAGUGCUAGCAGUGGUGCAGAUGGGGAUGUUUCUUCAGAAAGAGAGCCCUAACUCUUCUCUUUGCAAACUGUAAUGGCAGGUUUUAAGAGACUUUCUUUUGGGAACACUGCACUGGAUUAUGGAUCCUUCCUGAUUUCAUGGAAUAUCUAAACUGCAUUGACCUCCACUCAUUGUGUAAGGCAUCAACAGUACAACAAGAGAAAGAAAAAUGAAAUCAAAGAAUGGCUGAGCUCUUGAAACCUGAAAUGUAGCUACAAAUAAAGUUGUUGAGAAUCAAGUCCCACGAAUCUUUAACCCCGAUCGCUCUUGUGAUCUUUGAAAAUUACCUUUUAGAAUAUUUGCAAUUGUUCUUUUUCCACAAGGAAUUGCGAGUGUUGGUUUCUGCAGUAGUUUUAGCAGUUUAGCACAAGAUUGGGUUGGCUGUGACUUUUUUAUGGAGCCUGUACUUCAAGCCAUGGAGCACAAUUAGUGACAACCAUCUAAACAAGCUUGGUGACUAGCUAGUUACCAGACUGAUACCCAGCGUAAGCAGAUCGAGGACUGACCAAUCAACUGAUGAGUCUGGUGUGAGAAUCAAUCCUAGAAUGCACAGCUGCAUUAUCCACGGAAAAUCCAACUGCAUUGGAUCAGGGCAGGGUGCUGGGUAAGAGCCCUCCAUAGAAAGCUCUUAUACGAUGUCCGUGUGGUGCUGAACAUGUAUGGAUUCGAUGUCAGAUUUCCUGUUGGGAUUCACAGAUUAUUGGAGUGAAGCUGUGAGUUUUAUAACAGAGAAUGCCCCAGUUUUCUCAAACUUUUCCUGAUAAUGUUCGUUCCACCCCACUCAUUCCACCCUCCCAGACCUCCAUCCUGCUGAAAUCCAUCCAGAGUUUGUUGCCCUUCAGUUCCCCUUUGAGUAUAGUUGCAUUACAGGAAGGUAAGAGUAUGUAUGGGUAGAUAUUAAUAAGAGAAUGAGAAUAAAAAUAGAAAGGAUGUCUUAAAAAGGAAAUGACAAUGAGAAUUGAAACCGAAGGAAAAAACUUUGAAGGGAAGCUGUGUUGCUUAACUAUUAGUCCUUUAAACGGUAAAUCUUUACAGAACAAGUUGAAAGUCAGCAAAAAUCACAGUGGGCAAAUGUAACAUUCAUAUGACGCCUUUCAGUGCUUCUCGAGAAGCUCCCAGGUGUACCCUCCUGUGGCUGGUCAGAAGGAAAUGAAACAAGUUUUUGCAGAAAUUUCAAUUAUUGUUCCCCUUCAAUUAACAAAUUUGAAGACUUCUUUGAUAUAUUUGUAUUUAAACUUUAUAAAUUUGUAAGGCAAAGGAUUUUCUGAUCCCAGCAUGAGAACAUUCAAUCAAGAAAUGUAUCACAUGAAUCUGGCAGUGUACGUGAGAUAAUACAACAUUCUGAAAGUGUGUACAAAUGUGUCCUCACCCUUCAAAGAGGGUGUGUGGGAUAUUGUCCUUAUACCCACACUUGAGGGUGUGUGGGAUAUUGUCCUUACACCGUGCUGAAGGUGUGCAGGAUUUCAAUGUUGUUGUUCAUCUCUAGUAAGGAGUGCUAAAUGUCCUAUAUAGUCCUGUUAAAGAAUUGGAUCAUAUAUUGUAGGCCUAGAACCUUGACUUGAUAGGUUCCAAAAUCAUUGUCUGUGACACCCACAGCCAUUCAUUCCUAACUAUAUACCACUAUAUUACCAUAUACCCUAUAUGCAAUAUCCUACUACGUCACCAGCUCUGGGGAAUUGGUCCUGCCAGUCAAACACUGUGGCACAAGAAUGAUGCCUUGAUGAUUCAGGCCACUUUGUGUGGUAAAGUUACAGACGCAGUGACACAACUUAUUUCAUGGACUUUACUUGAUUGUGCUUUUCAAUGUCAGUGCACAGCUACUAAGUUCUUCUGUUGGGACCAGAAAACAAGCUCAACAAGUCCCAUGUGAAAUUUCUCAUUAAGUGUUAUGAGGUAAGGGGUUUCAAAUAGAGAGUUUCAAAGCUUCCCAAAUGCCCACGGACAUGUUACUGAUCCUUCUGAUGCUCUAUAGGGGAAGUGGGAUGGUGACGUACACUGGUCCAGGAAAUGCAUUUUCUCUUCUGUGAACAGUCUGUGCUUCCCAAAAGGAAACUGUUAUACCUCAUCACCCAGAGUGGGUUCUGUAAAACACAAAAGCUGUUGUCCUCAUCUGAAAGUUGUUCUCUAUCUUUUAUUUUGUGGUGCAUCAUAAUUUUUUUGUAAAUAUUUGUGAGGAUAUAAUAGCUGUGAUUGAAUUCUGAAAAUCUCUGUUUGAUGUGAAAGAGGCUGUGUAUUUGUCCCUAAUCUCACCUGUGGAGUGUAUCCACGGUGAUCAUCCUCAUUGUGGGUGAUGUACUUUAAAUAUCUCCAUGGAUUUGAUGCAUAAUCUGCUUUGGUUGCAUGGUGCACAUGGGGAUUAGUAAUUGCCAAGACAUUGAUCCUCUUGGGGAGUCGAUCCAACUCACUGAUCCAAUCUUCCCAGGGGAGCCAGGCCAGCCCAGUGAUCCAGUCCACCCUGUGAACCAAUCCAGUUCAGUGAUCCAAAACACUCAGUGAACCAAUCCAGUUCAGUGAUCCAGUCCACCCAGUGAACCAAUCCAGUUCAGUGAUCCAAAACACUCAGUGAACCAAUCCAGUUCAGUGAUCGAGUGCACCCAGUGAACCAAUUCAGCUCCAUGAUCUAAUCCCUCCAGGAGCAGUUCCAGCUUAAUCAUCUAGUCCACCCAGGAACCAACCCAGUUCAGUGGUCCAAUCCAUUCAACUAUUAGGCUAUCUCAGUGAUCUAAUGGGAAAGAACCCAGCUUGGUAAUCCAAUCCACGCAGGAACCAUUCCAACUUCGUGAUCCUAUCCACCCAGGGACCUAAUCCACCUCAGUCAUCCAAUUUAUCCAUGGAAACCAAUCCAAUUCAAUUACCCUGUCCAACCAGGGACCUGAUGCUGUUCAGUGAUCCAAUCCACCCAAGGAAACUGAAAAACUGAGCAUAUUCAAUACAACAAAAUCAUCCAGUCCAUUUGGGUCAUUCAGUACGAUACAGUUCUAUGUGCGCAGUAACAGGGAACCUGUCUCUUACUGUGAGAUCCCAGGGAUAUCAUUAGACAAUUGGAACAGUUGUUUUGUCAGCCCAGUAAUCCUGCAGAGAUUGAAAUUUAACUAAGCACUAGUAUUGCAAACACCAACCUGCUUGGAGUUGAAAAUGAUGAUAAUAUUUACUACUAAAUGUGCACUUCUCACUAAAUUCAAAUCUGUCUUCUGUCUUUAAAGCAUGUUACUGUGUUAAAGCUACCUUGGUAAAUUGGAACUGGAUGGAGGGGUCCAAGUAUGUGAUCAAAACAUAUUACAUUAGGGUGUAUGCUGCUUUUAUUUGCUCUGCAUAUAAAAUACUGAAGGUGCAGUAUUUAAAUAUUUUCCUUAGGAUCUUUUCACCAAAUUCAUAAACCUGUUUAUGAACAACAUGCCUCGAGAUUAAAUAGCAGAAAAAAAAACAGGCAUUUCUUGUGCAGUGUUGUCAGACUCUGUUACGUACUGUUUUUUACUGACUUUGAUAAAUGAUUCAUUAUGUUCAUUUCUGUAAUGUACCUGACCUCAUCUCACGUUACAAGGUGUACAAUGAAACAUGGUUUAAUAACUUUUUCUAGUUUGCACUCUAUCCCCUGCCAGGCAGGGUGAAUUCUGUUGGGUGAGGGUAUACUGCAGUUCAUACUCCGAUAGGCUGUGCAGAUUUGAUUUUAAGGUACCUGAUCAAAUAAAUGCUAAAAGUUGCAUUGAGAGUUUUGCAGAAUUCUCCUGCCAACCACAUCCUGGUGUGGGAAGUGACACUGCCUCAUCAUGCACAAUAGAAGACAGCAGUGGAAGUUGCCAUUGAUGGAAAAAUAUGGGGCUGCAAAUAUUAUUCCUGCACAACCCAACAGUGCACAGUUUGGAGUAUUUAAAAAUGACUCAUCUGCCAUUGUUAAAAAUUGGCGUUUUAAAUACCAUGGAGUUCCCAUCUGAGAUUUUAUUCACUUUGUAGAGAGUUGGGCAGGCUCAUUUUAAUUGAAUCUUUUAUGAGAGAAACAUUGAUGCAGAGUUUUAACAACUACCUUGUGUUCCAGACCAGAGGUUUGUGUAAAGUUUAUAUAACAAACAGCAGAGGUCUAAUGUACUGCUGUGAGGGGGAAGCUUUUUUGAAAAUGGAAUUUUACAAUUUUAAAUGCAGAGUUCAUAAACAAGAAAGGGGCACUCUGUUCUACCAUAGCGACUCUACUCUUGUGGUUACUGGGUAAUAGCAUUUCUACCCAUCUGGAAAUUAAUUUCUUGCUUUGUUUAGCUGUGUUUGCGAUUUGCAGUUUUGGAAGAAGCAUGGUGUGAUACAAAUUGUAUUUCUGCACAAUCCAUCCAUAAUAAAUGUUGUGUUUAACUUUG
Molecule: messenger RNA, 5077 nt
Organism: Pristis pectinata (smalltooth sawfish)
Lineage: Eukaryota; Metazoa; Chordata; Chondrichthyes; Rhinopristiformes; Pristidae
Gene: dtd1
Product: D-aminoacyl-tRNA deacylase 1
Exons: 6
Coding region: 123-746 (207 amino acids)
Biological process (GO): tRNA metabolic process
Cellular component (GO): cytoplasm
Molecular function (GO): D-tyrosyl-tRNA(Tyr) deacylase activity
Source: RefSeq, a predicted model, not a curated record